UCGUGCUGUGCUGUCUGGGUUAGCGCGGUCGAUGCUGUGUUUGUGUGAAGUAUACACACACACAGCGAGAGCACAGCGUUGACGGAAUAGGUCAGGAUGAAUCUCCCCUCUAGCACUGGAUGCCGGCAGGCGUUCAUUCGAACCGUUCGCGCUUCAGCCGGUUCUCGGGCGUCCCAUUCCAGCACCGUGAGGGUUGUCCACUACCGACCCCUGGAAUCCUGCUCCUACAAUGCAUACAUCCGGCGUGCCCACAGCAGCUGUAGCACCUCUUCUGCGUCUGGCGUAGCAGCCAGCCCUCGCCAUGAUACAACUACUUCUACCAGAGGCGCUGUUCGAUCGGCGGCACUGGCAAGCAGGAAGGUGGAGAACGGCCCUCUGUCGGGAGUCAAGGGCGCCCCACCCACCGCCGGGUAUUCCACCACCGCCACCUCUACGGCCGGAGGUUCGACUACCACGCCGCCUCCGGCGAGCAACAACAGCGGCAAGCGGAGCCGGGGAGCGCUUUCGCUGGUGGGCGCGGCGCUCUUGUUCGCCGGAGGGUACUUCGGCGCGCAGCUCCUCAAAGGUUCUGGAUCUUCGAAAGGAAGCACACCGGCAUCCGCCACAGACGACGACGAAGAGCCAGCCAUUCCUCAGGCCGCGGUAACGGACAAAGUUUUCUUCGACGUGGAGAUUGACGGCUUACCGGCGGGGAGGGUGAUCAUGGGGCUGUACGGAGCGGUCGUUCCUAGGACAGCUGAGAACUUCGUCGGUCUCUGCAAAGGAGACCCGAAGCAGAGGAGACAGCCCUUCGGCUACAAGGGGUCUAUUUUUCAUCGCGCCAUACCUGGCUUCAUGGUUCAGGGAGGUGAUUUUACGAGAGGCAAUGGAACCGGGGGACUCUCAAUUUUUGGAGCGAAGUUCGACGAUGAAGAUAUGUCGCAGCUGAAGCAUGUCGGGCCUGGGGUAUUGAGCAUGGCCAACUCAGGGCCGAAUUCUAACGGCAGUCAGUUUUUUAUUACCACCGCCCCGUGCGGAUGGCUCGACGGCAAGCACGUCGUGUUCGGGCAAGUUCUUCAGGGAAUGGAUGUCGUCUUCCGGAUCGAGGACCUGGGUAGCAGAAGUGGGAAGCUGAGCGGCAAGGCUGUCAUCGCUGGGUGCGGCCUGGUAAAGCGCAACAGCGCCGCGAUGGAAACCGAGGGAGCAGGUUGGGGAGGGGCCGACAGCAGCAACAGUUUCCGGGCCAACGCUAUGCGUGGGGUACGCGCGGACGUCCGGGAAGAGAAGGCGGCGGUCAGCCGGGCAGUGGGGAACGCACUCAAGUCUUCGGUUCCGUCUGAGGACGAGAGCGGGGCGCGGCAAGAACACUAGAAACGUAGAGCCUCAGCUGCACCGAACGUUUGCCGUUCUUCGGGAAAGACCCCAAGGGUAAACGUCGGUUGCGGUUUCAAUCGCGAUAUCCCGGUCGUGCGAUUCGCCGCAUUUCGACGGUUCUUGUGUAGGUGCUUUAUCCGGAGUGCUGAACCUUAGACAGAGCGGCACGGCCUUAAAAGAGAACCAAAGUGCAACCUGAUGCCGUUUUUCGUCUUCCGUAGUGUACGCCAGCCCGAUGUUUGUUGUUGCCGUCCGGCAGCGACGGAUCUGCGUCUAUCCCCGACAGUACGGCUGGCAGUGCGAGGUCACCCUAGGUCACCCUGUGCUCAACGAGUUGGAGUUGGCAUGUGCAGAACUCUUGCUCCUCGCGUCGGUCUGUUUGUCCGAUGGCCUCAAAACCACGUCAAACCGCGCAUUAAACACGAACGCCCAACUGAAUGAAAAGGCAA
This is a messenger RNA of Ectocarpus sp. CCAP 1310/34, 1802 nucleotides long. Lineage: Eukaryota; Phaeophyceae; Ectocarpales; Ectocarpaceae. The record is from the annotation of a GenBank genome assembly.